GAAUGAAUCAUUUGAAACACUUUCUUAUUCUAUUGCUAUUUUGUCGUUCAACUAAAUUGCAUAAAGUGCCGUAUGGUCAGAAUUUGAUUGUGCUGCUAAUCGAUGGGUUCGGUAGUUCAUUGCUCAAUCAAAGCAACAUCGAAUUCUUUGGAUUCAAAUAUUUGAUGCAGAAUGGUGCCCACACUGAAUAUCUGAAGCCAACUUAUCCAACUCAAAGUUAUCCAAAUUGGAUGAGCCUCAUUUCAGGUAUUCAUCGAUGUCUUUAUGCUGAGAACAACGGAUUCACGGCCGAUUACAUGUGGGAUGAAAAGAGUGAAAGUGGAUUCUAUAGAGGCGAAAAUUCGAACGAUACGGCUCGAAUUUGGUGGGGUGAUAGACCAGCACCGCUAUGGUAUACAGCAGGAAAAGAGAAUGUUGAUGUGCAUUGCUACUGGAUCGCUGGCUGCCAUUUACCGUAUGUCGACAUGAUUGUCCAAGUUCCUCAAACUCGUAAAUUCAAUGCAUCGAUUAGUGAACAGACCGAAUCACUUCCAACUCACUUCAUAGAAAUGGUAGAGCGAAUAACCAGGUAUCAAGCAUACAAGCAACAGUUAUUUCUUGUUCGGUAUGCGGGUGUCGAAAGUGCUUUGCGACUGUUCGGUUCACAUAGUGAUGAAGCAAAACAAGCGCUUUCCCGAGCUGACCUUUAUGUGCAUGACCUUCAGCAAAAGUUGGAAGAAAAAGGUUUGUUCGAAUCAACAAAUCUCAUUGUGCUUUCUGAUCACGGCUUGCACUCUAUCGAUAUCGAAGAGCAGUUCUUCAUCGAAGAAUGCUUAGCUGAUUUUUCAAAGAUCACGAAAGUUGUCAAUUCACAUUCGAUGAUGAUGGUAUUCACUGAUCCCAACGAACUCGAUGAGAUCUUCUUCGAGUUAAAAGUUUGCGAUCAAUGGGCACCAAUGGGGGAUUACGAUGAGGGUGAUAAUCCAUUGGUGAGCGUCUAUCGAACAUCUGAAUUACCCGAGAAGUUUCACUGGAAAAAUUCCAAAUAUAUGCCGGGAAUAAUUAUCCUAACAAAACCUGGAGCAACAGUUCUUACGAGAGAGCUUCCAUCAAUUCCGAUUAGUGAUGAGCAUUCGAGAGAUAUUAGACAAACCGGUGGAUGGGACAAUGACAACCCUGAAAUGCGAGGCAUCUUCAUAGCAAGAGGACCUGGUAGCGAACAUUUUUCUAAAAUUGUGGAAAGGUCAUUCAAAAUCAAUCACACAUCUCCGCCAAUCAAUAUGGUCGAUGUUUAUCAGGUACUGCUCAAUAUUCUUGGCAUUGAAGCACCUCAUCGUCAUAACGGAUCAUGGUCAAAUGUUGAAGAUCUCUUAAGUGGCGGAUGGGAAUCAAGGACGUCUCCACACUCCACCUCGAACGGUUCAUCAGCAUUACGAUCGCUUUCUUGCUUGCUGUUAUUUUUCUCUUUAUCACUGUAUAAUUUUGCUUUGUAA
Anisakis simplex (herring worm) is the source of this 1472-nucleotide messenger RNA. The record is from the annotation of a GenBank genome assembly. NCBI's taxonomy places the organism in Eukaryota, Metazoa, Nematoda, Chromadorea, Rhabditida, Anisakidae.